Cyclospora cayetanensis is the source of this 2118-nucleotide messenger RNA. RefSeq lists its product as uncharacterized. The coding region runs from base 1 to 2118 and encodes 705 amino acids. The transcript has a single exon. NCBI's taxonomy places the organism in Eukaryota, Apicomplexa, Conoidasida, Eucoccidiorida, Eimeriidae. The record is from RefSeq and is a predicted model, not a curated record.
AUGGCCUCCAAACGCAAACUGCAAAUUAAGAUCUCUUUCUAUAUUACCAUCUUGCUGCUUCUGUUGCCAGGCGUUGCACCAGAAGCAGCGCCAGCAGACACGCUAGCAGAAAGGGCAACAGGUUAUGAAGGUAAUGAAUUUCCCCAGCCUGCUGGAUCUGUUCUUCCGUUAGGGGCUUCUUCUACGGCCAAUCCAGCUGCGCCUCAUCGCCGUCUAAGUGGACUCGAUAUGUGUGAGACAGUCCCUGUGCGUUCUCAGUCUUUUUGCGCAAAACCAGUUACCGUGAAGGAGGCGUAUACAUGCCCCAAGAAGGCUGAAGAAGAAGUGUGCCGCCCCGUGCCACGAGCAAUUCCUAGCACGUGUUUGCGGGAGGUUGAGGAGGAAGAAAAAUUUCCCUGCACUAAGCCUAAGCUCCAACAACAAUGCACUGAGGUACAGCAGCCAUGCAUGCGGCAGGAGAUUCAGCAGGAAAGCUACGAGUGCGGGAAGGAGCACUGCAAGCCCGUUAAGCAGAAGGUGCCGCAGGAGUGCAGCCGGAUGGUGGAGGUACCUGAGGCACACCCCUGCACAAAGAUGCGCACUGCAAAAGUAUGCAGGCAGGUAGAAGAACCGGUGAAGAAGACGUGCUAUAGAGAAGGACUAAGGGAAGAAACAUACCCUUGUCAGCAGCCCGAGUUGAAGACGCAAUGCAGAAAAGUCACAGUACAAGUGCCACACACAUGCAUGCGACAGGAAGUGCGCAUUGAGCAAUAUCCCUGUACGAAACAGAAGGAACGCCAGCAAUGUGGACUGGUUACCGUAGAGGUGCCUUCGAAAUGCGCCCGAACGGUCCAAAGGACUGAAGCAUACAAAUGUACCCAAACAAAGUACCACACGAAAUGCAAGAAACAAAAGGUAAAGGUUCCUGCCACAUGCGAGCGGCCAGUUUCAAAAAAAGAUUCUGCACCAACAGCAUGUCUCACUUGCACUGCUACGCAACCAGAUGUACAAUUGAUAACAGAUCAGCCCAUGCUUCCACCCUCGCCCUCCGGUGCACCCUUCGUUGCCGUCCAGGCUUCCGCAUCGCUCGUUGCAGCACCAACCCUCAUAGACGGAUUGGAUGGGACUGAGUCUUUUGAUGAAGAGGCCUUAGAGGACUUACCGCUUGGGAACCCUAAUGAAAGCGGCGAUUGGGGGACGGAGGAAGUUUUCACCGAUAGCGCAGACCAUGAGGAGUGGGAAACGGUAGUGUCUGAAGAAGACCUUGCUUUAGAGCGGCGUUUAAGUGGACAUAAGAAGAAAAAGAAGAUGCGGGGACCCGUUUGUGAGUCUUCUGAGGCGGGCAAGCAACCCGCGUGUGUUGAGCCUCCACCCGUCAUGGAAACGUAUCCCUGUGAACGGACAGAAUACAAGAAAGUGUGCAAAAAAGUACCCAAGGAAGUACCGGCUACGUGCGAACGACAGGUGCCGGCUGUAGAGGAGUAUCCUUGCAUGCAGCCGCGGCAGCAACAGCAGUGCACCACUGUAAGCGUGCCAGUGCCCAGUACGUGCACUCGAGAAGUUCCUUACGAGGCCCCUUACCCCUGUACACGAGCGGCAGUAAGGCGACAAUGCAGAAAGGUAGAGGUCCUAGUUCCCGCAACCUGCACUAGGGAGGUUCCAGAGAAGCAGCCGUAUCCUUGUACCGAAAUCGAAACGCGAACUGAGUGCAAGAAGCAGAAAAUUCCUUACGAGGCGACCUGCACCAGACUGGUGCAACAGAAGGAGACAUACACAUGCGAAAAAAUCGUCAAGGCAAAGCAGUGUACCUUUGUUUCAAAAACAUGCUACAGGGAAGUGCAGAAAGAGGUUCCUGGCCUAUGCAGUGAACAGCGGUGCGCUGAAGUCUCUGUACCAGCCCCCGCCAUUUGCAGGAAGCCGGUCAUACGGCAGGAGGCGUAUCCUUGCACUAAAACAGUUCUCCAAAAUGAGUGCGUGCUGCAGCAAACAACGCUACCGAAGACCUGCUAUAGAAAUGUCACCAUGCAGAAGCAAGUCCCGUGUGAGCAGAUCACGUACAGGACCGUUUGCAGGCCCAGACCGGCAAUUGUAUGCACCGUCCAAACAUGCAAGUCGCACAAAAAAUGCAGAGGCAAGUAA